CGGGCAGCUCGGGAGGGUUGUCACGCCUGGGCACUGUAAACAAUCGGUCCCCGCCAUUUCUCGCCGCUGCCGCCUCGCCUCCUUUAAUUUCCCUCCACAGGAGACUGAAAGAAGACAGAAACAAGAGGAAGAGUGUGUGUUCGUGUGUGUGUGUGUGUGAGGUGAUAUAAACAGACAAGAAGAAGAGGAAAAAAAAGAAGCGACUGAAGAGUGGGAGAAAAGAGACACGACAUUACAUCGAGAGUGAGUGAGUGAGAGGGAAGAAAGACACUCACUCACCACUCACCACCGUCACCACCAUCAUGUCAGUCCAUCCCCCCCCCAAGAGGAAGGAGAUCUAUAAGUAUUCGGCGCCAUGGACCCUGUACAGCAUGAACUGGUCUGUGCGCCCCGACAAGAGGUUCAGGCUGGCGGUGGGCAGCUUCGUGGAGGAGUACAACAACAAGGUACAAAUCGUACAGCUGGACGAGGACACCUCAGAGUUUGUGGUACGCUCCACCUUUGACCACCCCUACCCCACCACCAAGAUCAUGUGGAUACCAGACAGUAAGGGCAUCUACCCCGACCUCCUGGCCACCAGCGGGGACUACCUGAGGGUGUGGCAGCAGGGCUCCGACGGCGACACACGCAUGGCCUGCCUCCUCAACAACAACAAAAACUCGGACUUCUGCGCGCCCCUCACCUCCUUCGACUGGAACGAGGUGGAGCCCAACCUUAUCGGCACCUCUUCCAUCGACACCACCUGCACCAUCUGGGGGCUGGAGACGGGGCAGAUGCUGGGGCGCGUUAACGUUGUCUCGGGGCACGUCAAGACCCAGCUCAUCGCCCACGACAAGGAGGUGUUCGACAUUGCCUUCUCCCGAGCUGGUGGCGGCAGGGACAUGUUUGCGUCUGUGGGAGCUGACGGGUCUGUGCGCAUGUUUGACCUCCGCCACCUUGAGCACUCCACCAUCAUUUACGAGGACCCUGCCCACACUCCGCUGCUCCGCCUGGCAUGGAACAAACAGGACCCAAACUACCUCUCCACCGUGGCCAUGGACGCCUGCGAGGUGAUCAUCCUUGACGUGCGUGUUCCCUGCACCCCCGUGGCGCGCCUCAACAACCACCGCGCCUGCGUCAACGGCAUCGCCUGGGCACCACACUCCUCUGUGCACAUCUGUACCGCAGGGGAUGACCACCAGGCGCUGAUAUGGGACGUCCAGCAGAUGCCCCGCGCCAUCGAGGACCCCAUACUGGCCUACACCGCGGCCGAGGGGGAGAUUAACCAGAUCCAGUGGGGGGCGACACAGCCAGACUGGAUCGCCAUUUGCUACAAUAAGUGUUUGGAGAUCCUGAGAGUGUGAGACAGAGAAGGAGGAGGAGGAGGAGGAGGUCGUGUGUGUGAGUGUGUGUGUGUGUAAUGAGAAUGUCUGUAUGUGUGUGUGUGUGAAGGGAGAUGUGUGUGUGUGUGUGUGUGUAAGGACUUGCGUGGGUGUUUUUUUAGCAUUUUAGGAUAUUUGAACACACACACACACACACACACACACACACACACUUGCCUUCCUCCUCUAAUUCUUACCUUCCAGUUCAAUUUUUUUCUCAUUUCUUUUUCAGUCAUUCAAUAUUUUCCUUCCUUCAUUUGUACUUUUCUUCAUUUCCUUUGUUUUUCCUUUCUCUCCAUUUCUCCAUUUCAUUCUCUCUUCCUAUUUUCUUCUUUAUUCCUCUCUGUCUCCUUUCUUCUUAUCUCCCCUUGUUUUUCUCCUUUCCCUUCCUUUCUCUCCAUCCUUGUUCUUCUCCUUUCCUUCCUCCAUCCUUUCUUUCCCUAUUCCUUUCCUGUUUCUCUUUCUCUCCUUUUUAACCUUCCUUUCUUUCUUGCCUUGUUCUUCUUUUCCUUUCCUUCCUUCCUUUCUUGUUCCUCUCUCUCCUUUCUAUAUUUCUCACCUUGUUCUUCUCCUUUCCUUUCCUUCCUUUCUUUCCUUAUUCAUUUAUUCCUCUCUCUCUUUCCUUCCUCCUUCCUUUCUUUUGCUAUUCUCUCUCUCCUUUCUUCCUUCCUCUCCUUCAUUUCUAAACCUCAGGGACAUCAUCUUCUUCCUCCUCCUCCUCUUCCUCAUCUUUCUAUAUAUGUUUGCUCAAUUCAAUUCUAGUUUUCAAUUCUUAAGAGGUUUUUGUUUAUAUAUCUCAGGCCAUUGUUUACUUAGCUCUCACAUACACACACACACACACACACACACACACAUCUAAGCUAACCAUUCACUGUAUAGAUGUAGGAAAGGAUGAAGAUGAGGAGGAGGAGGAAGAAGAAGAAGAAAAAGAAGAAGGGAGUUGAGUUAUGCAAGGAAAGGAUGUAUGUAGAGAGAGAGAGAAGAGAGAGAAGAGAGAGAAGAGAGAGAGAGAGAGAGAGAGAGAGAGAGAGAGAGAGAGAAUGAAUGCAAGGAAGGUAGAAAGAGGGAGGUAGAGAGAGAAGGGGAGGGAAAGGAUGCAAGAAAGAGUGAGAGAGAGAGAAGGAAGAGGAGUGAGUUACUGAGGAGAAAGAGAGAGGAGGGAAAGGAAGAUGAAGAGGAGGAAGGGAAGAAUGCAAGAAAAAUGGGAAACAAUCAUCAACUCAUCUCUAUUUCAUUCAUAUGUUAAUUAUUCUCGACAUUUUGCGCUGUACACGACCUUCCGAAGACAGACAGACAGACGGACGGAGAGGCAGCCAGCGUUGACCUCCUCCCUCGACACACACACACACACACACACAAGACUAUUCCUCUAUUCUGUGUGUCUGUGUGUGUGCUAGAAAAACUGCAUCUGUGUGGCUGGCUGGUGUAAGGCUGACUCUGGGUUGCCUCUGAUGUGUUCAUUGGCUUUUCAGUACAUGUUGAGGGACUUUGAGUAAUGGUACAGGGGUAGACUUGAUGGGAUAGUGUGUACAGAGUCUCCAUCAUAUGCUGUGAGGUUCAGAGCUGUUUUUUUUUUAGCAUAUCAGCGCCCCAAAAUGCAUAUUCGAUUAGGCUUUCGUAGGAGUGUUGGGCUUCAUUUCCAGGGAUAGUUUUGUGACCCUGGUGGUAGUGUGACUCUUUCUCUGUACCGUGAACCUAAGAGAGACAUUUGACAAGGCUUUCGUAGGAGUUGUGUGGGUACAUUUCCAGGGAUAGUUUUAUGACCCUGGUGGUAGUGUGACUCUUCCUCUGUACCAUGAACUUAAGAAACGGACAUUUGACCAGGCUUUCAUAGAAGUUCAGGGUUCAUUUCCAGGGGUAGUUUUGUGACCCUGGUAGUAGUUUAAUCCUUCCUCUGUACCAUGAACCUAAGAAACGGACAUUUGACAAGGCUUUCAUAGGAGUUUGGUGGCCAUUUCCUGGGGUAGUUUUGUAACCCUGGUGGUAGUCUGACCCUUCCUCUGUACCGUGAACCUAAGAAAGACAUUUGACAAGGCUUUUGUAGGAGUUUUGGGGGCAUUUUCAAUCUGACACAUACUAACACAACCACCUCUAUGAAAACCUUAUCAAAUGUGUGUGUGUGUGUGUGUUGAAACGUUUAAGAAUGUGAAACUAAGAAGGAGAAAAAGAAAGAAGGAUGAGAGAGAGAGAGAGAGAGAGAGAGAGAGAGAGAGAGAGAGAGAGAGAGAGAGAGAGAGAGAGAGAGCACAUUAACCCAGCUAUCUCACAUCUACUUGAAUCCAUUUUGUAAUUUUAUAUAAUGCUAAAAUUAGGGUGUUCUGAUAGAGUGUCAAUCCCUGUUGCUGUCUGUCUAUCCAUCUAUGUGUCCGUCUGUCUGUGUAGAGUAACAUAAUGGCUAUUCCCUCCCUCCCUGUGUGUGUGUGUGUGUAGGAGGAAGAGAAGGAAUGAGGAAGAAUGGAGAGGAGGAGAGGAAAGAGAGAGAGAAAAAGAAUUAAAAGGAAGAUGUCUGUGUGUGUGUGUACGUGUGCGUGUGUGUAACCAUACCACCAUCACCCCCAUUCUUUCCUUACACACCCCAUCACCAUUUCCUUAUACUAACCAGUGGGGAGCAUACGGCUGGGGGUGCGUUGCUUCACUCACCAUCACCCAUACGUAAGAUUCAGCCCUUUACCAACCCAUCAACCACAACUAUUGCCAACCAUACUGCCAUCACCAUUACUUCUACUACUAUCACAGACUGGGGUAGAUACGUAACGAGACAAAAGAAAGCCCUGUUGGUAUUGUACGUCUGUGUCAGCCCAUUCCAUUUUGACCACGUGACCUUUAACCUUGGUUGGCGUUGGGAGUGUUUGAGUCCACCCUGGGUCAAGUCAGUUAUCUGUAUCCAUCAUUUACCCUCAUUCAUAUUGUGUCUCGUGAAGCUAACUUAAUUUUCCACAAGCUCCUCCUCAUGAAUGCUUCUUUUUAUGUCGAACGGAAUUAUGGAGAGAUUGGAAUAUGUGACUGACUGACUGGCUUUUCUUUUUACACCAGAAGACACGGGUCAAGGGCAAUAAAAAGAGCACAAAAAAAAGACCGCUACUCGCUGCUCCUAUAAAAGAUAAAAGCAAAGAGUAGCCAAAAGAGAGGUCAAUUUCGGGUGGAGAGCUGUCUUGAUACACUCUUCUUGAAAUCCAGUUUACCAGUGUAUGGGAUGAAAGAAUGGAGAUGCUGGUUAACUCUUGCAUAAGGGGUUUGGACAGUAUAGGGAUGAGGAUGAGUAGAAAGUCGUGUUCAGCGGGGCCACGGGAAGGGGGGAGGCAUGCAGUUAGAAAGUUCAGAAGAGCAGUCAGUGUGAAAAUAACGAUAGAAGAUAGAGAGGCAACAUGGCGGUGGAAUUUAAGAGGUAGAAGACUAUCAGAGGAGGAGAGCUGAUGAGAUGACUGACUGUAAUUGGCUGACUGACUGACUGAUAGAUUGAAUAACAGCAAAAACAGACUGGAUAGGGUAUAGAAAUGAGGUGGAGAGAGAGAGAGAGAGAGAGUUUGUAAUAAGUGUGUAAGGUUCUAAGUGAAUAUGGGAAUGAGUGAUGAGUGAAUGAGGUGAGUAUGAGUGUGUUUAGAGUGAGUAUAUGUAUGUAAGUGUGAGUGAGGAAGUGAGGUGGAGUGAGUUUGUGAAUGAGUUAGUAAAAGUAUGAAUGAGAGUGAGUGAGUGAGAGAGAGAAAGUGAGCUAAGUUAGUUUGUGAAUGAGUCCGUGUAUGUAUGAAUGAGUAAGUGAGUGAGAAAGUGAGAUGAAGAUAGUUUGUGAAUGAGAGUGAGAGAGAAAGUGUGCUGAAGAUAGUUUGUGAAUGAGUUAAGUCAAGGUAAGAAUGAGUACUGAGUGAGUGAGUGAGUCCCCAUUGUCCUUCAUAUGUCAAGUACCUUCUAAGCGCUGUAAAAUAAAGGUUUUUUAAUUAUC
Eriocheir sinensis (Chinese mitten crab) is the source of this 5298-nucleotide messenger RNA. RefSeq names its product DDB1- and CUL4-associated factor 7 (gene wap). Gene Ontology annotation, molecular function: protein binding. NCBI's taxonomy places the organism in Eukaryota, Metazoa, Arthropoda, Malacostraca, Decapoda, Varunidae. The transcript has 8 exons. The coding region runs from base 303 to 1343 and encodes 346 amino acids. Gene Ontology annotation, cellular component: nucleus. The record is from RefSeq and is a predicted model, not a curated record.